This is a messenger RNA of Rhodotorula toruloides NP11, 1731 nucleotides long. Its product is annotated as amidase. The record is from RefSeq and is a predicted model, not a curated record. The coding region runs from base 1 to 1731 and encodes 576 amino acids. The transcript is spliced from 10 exons. NCBI's taxonomy places the organism in Eukaryota, Fungi, Basidiomycota, Microbotryomycetes, Sporidiobolales, Sporidiobolaceae.
AUGCUGGUGAAUCCCGCUGUGCACCCGCCGCUGCAGACUCAGCUGCCGCCUAAUGGCAUCGCUAAGGUAGAAAAGGCGUCCUGGGCUGUCGAAGCGGCCGCCAAGAAGGCUGCACAGAGCGCACUCAUACCCUCCGCCUGGAGACUGCCCUCGACCCUCCUCGACACGCUUCCCCUCGACGUCCGGCCAGUCGUGGCGGCUUGCGGCCUGCUCACAGCGAGACAAGUGACCAUCACUGAGAUCGACGAGGCGAGCGUAAUCCUCACGCGCCUUCGGAACGGCGAGUACUCGGCUGUCGAGGUUGCAGAGGCGUUCUGCCUGCGAGCAGCCAUCGCCCACCAGCUCACCAACUGCCUCACCGAAAUCCUCUUCGACGCGGCACUCGCACGCGCAAAGCAGCUUGACGAGCAUCUCGCGCUUACUGGCGAGCCUGUCGGUCCCCUUCACGGCCUUCCGAUCUCGCUCAAGGAUCAGUUCGACAUCGCGAACGUCGACUCGACCAUGGGCUUCACUGCCCUCAUUGGGCGGCCAGCGCAGCGAAACAGCGUUCUCGUCGACCUCCUGGAAAGGCUAGGCGCUAUCAUCUUCUGCAAGACCAACGUUCCGCAGACUCUCAUGGCCGCAGAGACGAACAACAACGUCUUCGGGCGCACGGUGAAUCCGAGGAACCGAAACUUGACGAGCGGAGGAUCGUCCGGCGGAGAAGGCGCUCUCCUCGCUCUCAAGGGCAGCAUCCUGGGCGUCGGGACAGACUAUGGCGGCUCGAUUCGCGUCCCCUCGCACUGCUGCGGCCUCUACGGUCUCCGCCCAACAACCCGCCGCCUCCCCUACGCCGGCGUGACGAACGUCAUGAAGGGCUACGAAGGGAUGGAGUCGACUAUCGGGCCGAUGGCGAGGUCGAUCGACUCGCUGGAGGUCUUUAUGCGGGCUGUUGUUGGGGCGGAACCGUGGUUGUUUGAUGCGAAGACGGUCGAGCGGCCAUGGAGACGUUCGACUCUCGAGCUGACUAAGAAGCUGCACAUCGCUUUCGCGCUCGACAACGGUCUCGUCCACUCGCAUCCUCCGAUCCGUCGCGCCAUUAACGAGACCGUCGCUGCACUUGCACGUGCUGGACACCAAGUCACGCCUCUGCAAGGUAUUGACUGGCGCGAAGCGAGGGACCUCGUCGGGCUUAUCUCCGGCGCAGAUGGUGGCGCCGACUUGCGCUCUUUCCUCUCGUCGGGCGAACCCGUCAUUUCCGAAGCCUUCCCCUUCGCCGCCUCCACCUCCCUCACAGUCCACGAGCUCUCCCAGCUGAUGCAGCGGCGAGACGCCUUCCGCCAGGACUUUCUCCGACUGUGGCGCGAGUCGGCGAAGAUGAGCGACGAGGGAAGGCCCUUUGAUUUGGUCGUUUGUCCGGUUACGACGCAUCUUGCUUGGCCGCAUCUGGGUCGACCGCAAGACUCGGAACUGAUCACCUGGACGACGACCUGGUCACUCCUUGACCUCCCCGCCUGUACCGUCCCCGUCGGCGAGCUCGACCCGCUGAAGGACGCGCCGUAUCCCCCGCCCGAGGCGUUCUUCUCCCAGCAAGACCAGCGUCACUGGGACUCCUAUGCGCCCGAAACGUUCGAGAACGCCCCGCUCGUCGUACAGCUCGUCAACCCGCGCAGGUUCAGGGAGGACGAGUUGUUGGCUAUGGCGAGAGUUGUUGAGGAGGCUGUUUGCGGUGGACAGGGUGAGGAGCAGUAG